GAGAAGAAGAAAAGAAAACGAAGCGUCCAAACUCGAAAAAGAAAAAGAAAAAGAAAAAGAAAAAGGGAAAGCUGACCGCGAUAGCAUCGUCGAGCCCGAGCGCGGAGGCGAGGCGGCGGAGGCGGAGAUGAGGAAGAAGCUGGGCACCCGGUUCCCCGCGGCGCGGAUCAAAAAGAUAAUGCAAGCAGAUGAGGAUGUUGGCAAGAUAGCACAAGCGGUGCCUGUUUUAGUUUCGAGGGCGCUUGAACUGUUUUUGCAAGAUUUAAUUGACCGGACUUACGAAAUUACUCUUCAAAGUGGUGCAAAGACACUGAAUUCCUUCCACCUGAAGCAGUGUGUGAAGAGGUACAGUUCUUUUGAUUUCCUAACUGAAGUUGUCAACAAGGUACCAGACCUCGGUGGUGCUGACUCUUGUGGAGAUGAAAGAGGAUUACCUAGAAGAAGAAAGUCAAAUGGCAGUGACCCAGAGAAUGAUGAAUCAAGAUCCAGCAAAAUGGCCAUAAGAAGCUCAAACAUCAGUCCCAGAGGGCGUGGGAGAGGUCGAGGUAGAGGGCGAGGACGACCACCAACCAAGAGAAAGGAAGUUGGUUAUGUACAAUUCGAGGAUGAGAGCAGCAUGUUCGCUGAACAAGGUGAGCCCUUACCAGGAGAGGAUACAGUUCCAGAGACCAUCCAUGGCAAUGAGAGCAUACCCCAAAGUACACAUCCUCCAGUAGAGGCUCCAUCAGCUGCUGCACCAGAUACAAGUUCGAAGGUGGAAGAAGCGAACACCGACCAUCAGGCAGAUUGGCCGAUGCCAGAUGCCAUUGGAAACAUCGGUGUUGGACCAUCUGGUUUUGGGCAUCUGACGGUGCAAGUUGAUGAGGAUGAGGACUACGACAACGAGGAUUAGGCAUGAUCAUCGUCUCAAUGUAUGUGCUAACAGGACAGUUCUGGUGUUGUAAAAUGUAAAUAUAGUUUGUAGUUGGAACAGCUUAGCUGUGAUGUGCUGCUGAUGUUAUGCAGUUAUGUAGUUGUCCUGUUUAGCUUCUGUGUCCCAAUAAUUGCAUGCUAGUUACCUCACAUUAUUGACAUGAUUGACUGUCUAAGUGUUUUGUCAGAUCCCAGUAUUGGAGUAGUGAUUUUCUGUUGUCAGAUCACAUUGUAAUCAGCAGUUUUUCACCAUAUUAUGCUGUAAUCAACUAUAUUAUUAUGCGAACAGGAUUGCUUUGUCGCGAUUCAGAUCAUACAA
Messenger RNA from Phragmites australis (common reed), 1231 nucleotides. RefSeq lists its product as uncharacterized. Gene Ontology annotation, molecular function: protein heterodimerization activity. The record is from RefSeq and is a predicted model, not a curated record. Gene Ontology annotation, biological process: regulation of DNA-templated transcription. NCBI's taxonomy places the organism in Eukaryota, Viridiplantae, Streptophyta, Magnoliopsida, Poales, Poaceae. The coding region runs from base 128 to 892 and encodes 254 amino acids. Gene Ontology annotation, cellular component: nucleus. The transcript is spliced from 6 exons.